ACACACACCACCGCCACCACCAUCAUCAAUCACAACACCCAACCAUGGCGUCUUCACUCUUCAUCCUUGCCCUCCUCCUCACCGUCGCUGCAACCAACGCGGCCACCAUCACGGUGGUGAACAAGUGCUCCUACACGGUGUGGCCAGCCGCCAUCCCGGUGGGAGGCGGGACCAAGCUCGAACCGGGCCAGUUGUCCACAAUCCAUCCACCCGCCGGAACAAAAUCUGGAAGGAUCUGGGCGCGUACGGGCUGCAAAUUCGACGCCAGCGGCAAGGGGUCCUGUACCACGGGAGACUGCGGCGGCGUGCUGGCCUGUCGUGCCGGCGGGAAGCCACCCGCCUCGCUCGCCGAGUACACUCUGGGGACAGGCAGCAAUGCUGACUUCUACGACAUCUCCCUCGUUGACGGAUUCAACGUGCCGAUGAGCUUCGGGCCCGUCGGCGGCAGCUGCCGCGCGGUCAGCUGCGCCGCGGACAUCAACGCAAAGUGCCCGUCGGAGCUGAAGGUGGACGGGGGCUGCAUGAGUGCCUGCGGCAAGUUCGGCACCGCACAGUACUGCUGCCCACCGCCGAGUACACCGUCGACUUGCGGGCCGACAAACUACUCGCGUUUCUUCAAGGGGCUCUGCCCAGACGCCUACAGCUAUGCCUACGACGACAAGACCAGCACCUUCACCUGCGCUAGCGGAACAAACUACCAACUGACCUUCUGCCCGUAGAUCCGUCAUCAUCAUCCAUAUGCAUAUGCAUGCUAGGAACUGAAUUUCUUCGAUGAAUAAGUCUGUACUUGACGGAACUAGAAAUAGAACGAAUGAAUGAAGGAAUGAAGUAGUUUCCCAAA
This is a messenger RNA of Triticum aestivum (bread wheat), 841 nucleotides long. RefSeq names its product protein P21. The transcript has a single exon. The coding region runs from base 45 to 719 and encodes 224 amino acids. NCBI's taxonomy places the organism in Eukaryota, Viridiplantae, Streptophyta, Magnoliopsida, Poales, Poaceae. The record is from RefSeq and is a predicted model, not a curated record.